UCGCCAGCUCCUAUUUUAUACAAAUUUUGAAAUAGUUCUAUAAUUAGAUGCUUUUUGAAUAGAAUCAUCUUUUAUGAAUAUUUUAUAUUAUCGUACUGUCGGAUCAUACUUUAUUCAGAUUUAGGUAUAAAAUUUAAUAUAUAAGUAAUCAUUAUUAAUUACGCAAUGAUUUUUAAUUGUAAUAAAUAACGACCACUCUCCAUUCUGAUGUAAAAAUAGUUUUUAUUUUCGCCCUAAUCGGUGUAAAUAAAAAAAAUGGGGACUCUAAAGAUGAAUGAACUCUCCCCUGAAGAAUAUCAUGAGAAACUGUUAGAUGCAGUCAAGGCACAGGUGAAAGCAAUCAUGGAGGAGUCUGUGACCAAAAAAUUUGUUCAUGAAGAGAGUGAACAUGUGUUGAGAUUAUGUACUACAGUCAAAAUAUGCUUAUUGGAUCGAUUAAGAAAGAAAACGGCUGGAUUUUUGCGCUCAAAUACCAUUGCAAACCUUUUUAACAAAGUAGCAAAAAGUAUACCUGAAGUUCAACAACUCGUCGUAAAAAUCGAAGAGGCGGAAUCAGCCAUUGAAAGUCAAGCAGCUCGGGAAGAAAAUAAAGGACAAGUGCAAUCCAUGCUUAAUAGACAGUUAAAACAAAUAUGGGUAAGACUUGCGCUGACAGAAAAACUUCUGGAUAGAAUUGUUGAAUAUCUUGUUGACAAUUGCAAUAAAUAUUAUGAGAAGAAUGCAAUGCUUUCUGAUCCAGUUCGAGGAAGAAUUCUAUCUUCACUUUUGUUUGGACCUUGUGCUUUAGAAUACACAAAAAUGAAGACGUCUGAUCAUUAUUGGUCUGAUCCUCCAGCGGAUGAAUUACUACAACGACACAAGUUACAUUGCCAUAAUAAAUCAACAUCGCCGUUUCGACGUCCUACUUUACAAUCAACAUCAAAAUAUGCUUCUUAUGAUACCAAUGACAAAGGAAAUAAUGGAAACAACUCCGGGAAUGCUUUUCGGGAAUAUGUUGAAUCUUUGCAUCAAAAUUCCAAAUCUACUUUGCUAUAUGGCAAAAAUAAUGUCGUUGUUCAACCGAGAGAAGAGUUGAAUCCUAUACAUGGCUACCUAUCUCUGCAUCAAAUUGUUGACGCUCUUUGCAUGAAAUGGACACCGAAUCAGUUGAUGAAUGUCGAUGAAGAAAAGAAAAGUGUGAAUUGCAACCAUGAACCAAAUUCGAAUGAAGAAGGUAAAAAUUGUGUGAAAAAUGUAGCAAAUUUAGAAAAAAAAAGUCCUGGUCACACUAAUAAAUUUCUCAGACAAGAGUAUUCCAAGGCGGCUAAAAAUCAGUUAUCGUACUGGGAAUAUGCUAUUAGCGUUGAUGUACAAGAUAUUGUGUAUCUUCAUUGCCAUCAAAGAAAUGAUGCAGGUGGGACAUUGGUGCUUGUAGGACAAGAUGGCGUUCAGAGCCCACCCAUUUGUUUUCCACCUGGGGGGCAUUUGCUGUCUUUUUUGACAUGUCUUGAAACGGGUCUACUGCCACAUGGACAUCUGGAUCCUCCUCUGUGGUCACAGCACGGGAAAGGUAAAGUAUUUCCACGGCUUCGUAAUAGAUCAUCUCAUUCAAGCUGCAGUAGUGGAAGUCAAUCAGAAGCCGAAGAAGUGACGGAUUUUGUGUUUCGGGUUACGACCGGAAAAUCAGUUCUAUAUCAUGAGCCUGUUAUUGAAGCAAGUCCAAGUCAUGAAAAUCUUGAUGCUUAUUCAGUUGGAUCAGGUUAUUCGUAUUACGGAUCUCAAGAUUCUGAGUAUAGUGGGAAAUCUGCCUCCAGUCGCUCAACAAUUCAAGUUCUUUGCGAUACAAUGAGAAGACAACUCAUUUCUAGAGCUUUUUAUGGUUGGCUUGCACAUUGUCGACAUUUAUCUACUGUUAGAACGCAUUUAUCUGGGUUGGUUUUAUCUGAUAGUUGUCAACUACUUGACGAUUCUGUGCAACCUAUCGAUAAAGAAAUUUGGGAGUCUUUUCUGGAUGAUGGUAAAAUAAAAAGCGAAUCUAUGUUGAUGAAAACUGUGUAUUUCGGGGGAAUUGAGCAUUCUAUGAGAGCUUCUAUAUGGCCGUUUCUUCUCAAUCAUUAUCCAGUUAAUAGCAAUGAAGUAGAUAGAGAAAACAUUGACAUGGAGAACAAAGUAAACUACGAGCAAGUUGUGAAAGAAUGGAAAGUCGUUGAAAAAAUAAUAAAAAGACGUGAAAAGGAAACUCUCGCAGCAAAACUGUAUACAGACAGUCGAGAGAGUUCUGUAUCAAGUCUAGACGGCCCAAUGAAACAAUACUCCUUAGCAUUGAGAAAACAGUCGACUUUUAGCGAUGUUUUCGCAUCUUUGGAACACGAGUCUUCAACACAGCCCAAUCCUUUAACUGAUGUAUCUGAAGGUGCUAAUACAAAUUUAGAACAGCGGAAUGAAAAUAUCCAAGCCAAGAGCAUAAUUCAAAAGCGACAUAUGCUGAAAAAGGGGUUUCGGCAGCCUCGCAGUGAUACUCGACGAAACAGUGACCAUACACCGUACUCAUCUAUCAGUACUGAACCUUCAACUAUGGAUCGUAGAUUGUCAAGUCUGACUAGCCUAGAUACUACAACCCAGGGAACUGAAGAAGUGUCCAGACGAGACAAUAUUCUUGAGCUCGACGAAGAUGAACAUUCAUCUAGCGAAGUACAAUCGAGUGCUAGUGAUUCGGAUACAAAGUCUUCCAACAGAAAAACACCACCCUUGAAAAAACAAAAUGGCAUUGAUUUAGAGAAUAAUAUAAAUCAAUCAGUCACUGCCAAAGAGAGUGAGGAACAAACCGAUAGCACUAUCGAAGCAUUACCAGAAGAUCAAGAAACUUCUAUAACUGAUACCGAUUACUCAAAUUACACGACUGAAUUAUUGGACAGUUUUUCUCUAAAUUUACAUAGAAUUGAAAAAGAUGUUCACAGAUGUGAUCGUAAUCACGACUAUUUCACAGAUGGUGCUAAUCUUGAAAAGUUACGCAACAUAAUGUGUAGUUACGUGUGGAAAAACUUACACAUUGGAUACAUGCAAGGAAUGUGUGAUCUUGCUGCACCAUUAUUAGUUGUAAUGGAUGACGAAAGCCAGGUGUAUAGCUGUUUUACUCAACUCAUGAAACAUAUGGGGAGUAAUUUUCCAAAUGGAGGUGCAAUGGAUUCACAUUUCGCCAAUAUGAGAUCUUUAAUUCAGGUUUUGGAUUCUGAAUUAUUUGAGCAUAUGCGACGUAAUGGGGAUUACACUCAUUUUUAUUUCUGCUAUCGUUGGUUUUUACUGGAUUUCAAGAGAGAGCUUUCGUAUGAAGAAGAUGUGUUUGCAGUUUGGGAGCGAAUUUGGGCUGCACGCCGUGUCUGCUCGGAGCAAUUUGUUCUCUUUUUUGCAUUGGCACUUCUUCAUAAUUAUCGGGAUAUCAUUUUAGACAAUGAAAUGGACUUUACAGAUAUAAUCAAAUUCUUCAAUGAAAUGGCUGAACGACACAACGCAACAAAAAUUUUGAAACUUGCUCAAAAUUUUGUAUAUAAAGUUCAAAGUAUGAUUUCAAAAUAGUAACUGUCAAGAGAGCUAAUUUGUAUGUAAAUAAGCCUAAUGAUAUUUGUACUGCCAGAGGAUUUCAUAGAUUAGAUUUCUCUAGUUUCAAUUUUGCAUUUCCAAUCAACUGGAUAUGAUCAGCCAUGCUAAACAUAGAUUCCAAAAUAAUUUUAAAAUUUUGAUCCAACACUUAGCUUGACUUUGCAGUUAAUGAGUGUGACCUCAUGAUUUAAAUAUUGGUAUUUGAAGUAUUGUUCUUUGUAAAUAUAAUCGAAUAUGAAAUAUGACGCCUCCACAACAAUAAUAUUGACAUAAUAUGAAGUGUAUUGAUUCAAAAAACAUCGCCAUCGAUCAAUAAUAUUGAAUAAUUUGUCUUCAGAAACAUUUUCUGGAAUAUUUUCCGGAUCAUGUAAUCUAAUUUCAGACCAAGUUCCAAGGUGAUUUUAACGCAAAUCAAUACAUUCAUGCCCAGACUAAAUUAUUGAAAAUAAUAAAAAAAUAGGGAAUGCUGUAAGUAGUAGGCUUAUUCUGAUUUUGUUGACUAUAAAUUAUAUAAUGUGUGUUAUGACAUUUUGUAUAUUUCAUUGUCAUUCCAAAUUUUAUAAUGAUAGUUCUAAAAUUACUGAUUUUUAUUAAUGAAAAACUUCUCAUAUAUUGGCAUUCCAGCAAGAAGCUACUCUUUUCCUUUAUUGACUGUAUAUACUUUAUACUCAUGUCCAAUUCAAAAAUAACUGUACAGUUAUGAAUGUGCAAGUUCCGUGUCUUCGUUCAUAGUAUGUGUAUAAAUAUAAUAUAUAUAUAAUGUAUCAGUCUAUCAUAACAUUUGUAAUGUGAACAUAUUAUUAUUAUAUCAUGCAGUUCCUUUAUUGUUUAUAUGAACCAAUGGAUUUUUAAGAAUCACACAAUAAUGACAAAGCAUAAAUUUUUUUUUCAAUAAGGUGUCUGAAUUUUUUUUAAUACCUUUACAAUAGCCAAAUGUUAUUUAAACUCAAAUCUAUAAUCUGAGUCAUAAUCAUAGUAAUAUGUUGUCAUAAAUCAUAAUUCUAUAUAUGUUGUAUAUUGUGAAGUAUCAUGUCAAUAUAGCUUGAUGAUUUAACAUUAUGAGUAAUAUAUUCAAAUGAUCAAUAUUUUAUAUAUUAUAAAGGUAGACUUGAUCAUAGGAGUGAGCACUAGUUAUCUAUGAUGAAAUUUAUUCAAAAAUGUUGUAUAUAUGCCAUGGACUUGUUUUGACCUUCUUGUUUUAUCAGAAAUAAAUAAAUUCCGCAUGUUUGAUUUCAAUCUCCAAAACUACAAAAUUAAAAGUACCGGUAUACAAAUUAUUUAUAAAACUAAAAGUCACUUCGGCGACAGUUAUAAAUUCAAAAUAGAUAUUAAAUUUUACAAUCAUUUGUGCGUUCGCUACCUGUGUGACAUAUGCAUUCCUGAGUGGUAUUGUCAUAAAAUCCAUCCAUUCCAAUUACAGUAAAAUGGUUUUGCAUAAAUUAUUUAUUUGUGAAUUAGAAGAAUAAUAAACAAGGCCAUGCCAUUAUUGAUUUGAAUGUAAUAAAAGCGACAUGAAAUUAUUUCAGCCAAUAUUUCCUGUUUCUCCUUGAUGUUUUAUAUAAUAUUUGUAUGUAGUUUAUUACUCAAAUGUUUUUCUUUUUUGAAAAUAAUCAAGGUACAUUGAAUUGAAAAAAUAAUUGAAUAAAAAAGAAACAGUCUCCUUUUUUAAGCUGUAUUUGAAUUAUACGCUUCCAACUAUAAUAGCCCAAUCCUGUUUCAAUAUUACAACUCAGGGUCUUGUUAUUAUUCAUUUGUGGGCAUAUGAGAAUUCUAACAUUUAUCUGCUUAAUAACUUCAACUAGGGUUAUUCAGAAUUCUCCAUCUUGAAUUUGUGCAUGUCACAAAUCAAAAUUUAUUUCAAUGAUAAUUUUACUGCAGUGGCAGCCAGCUCUUUGAACAUAGUUUUUCAUUUUUAAUUGAGUGCUCCUUGCUUUUUAAUAUAGCAGUCAAACUUUAAAGUUCUUUCUUGAAACAAUCUGAUAUUUGUACAGAGUAGGGUAUAGUUUUAACAUUUUCUUGUUUUGCAGUUUAUUUUGUAAUAGUUGAUAUAUUUUCUUUUUACGUUGGCACUUGUUUAUCUGCAAUAUUUUACUACAUGCUCUAUAUUUUUUUCUUGUAUACUGUUUAAUAAACAGGGUGAUUUUGAAAAAUGCAAUUUAGAAUUUGGCAUGAAAUAUUAAAAAAAAAUUAUCUGUUCAAUUACUAUUUAUCCAUUUUUGUUAAAAAGGAUGUUAAAAUUAAACAAAAAUGAUGAUUUGGAUGAAUAUUAUUAUCAAUUUCAGGAUUGUUAUACCGUUAGUUCAUGGUAUGUGGUCAUUCAUGGUCUGUCAUGCUAAUAUUAUUUAUUAACAAUCCUAGUUCGUCCCAUUAUCUAUUGUAAAAUCAAUAUAUUGUGCGAAUUGAUCUAAUGAAGAAGACUGGGUGCUUUCAUUCAGCAUAAUUAGGAAGGAUUAGGAAAUAUAAAUAAAUUUUAAAAAUGUCCAGAAAAUGUGCUUGAUUCCAAAUUACUGUUUUUUUGUCAUUUAGUGAGAUAGUCGUGCAAAAACCUGAUAAAUUCUUGUUUUUUAAAUUCAUUUUAAGAUUACUUAUUCGUUGAAUAUUGAACCGUUUCUGAAUUGGAUAUGUUUAAAACAUGAGAAAACCAGAAAUCGAUAUACCGGUAUCUUCGAAAACAAAAUUACAGUUAAAAGAAGAAAUGACUGGUUUUCCGAUAUCACUACCACAAAUUUCUUAGCAAAUCUUAUUCCAAAAGAUUUGUUUGUAGCAUGUUUUAGUCCUUCAUUCACCCUGUUUAUUAUUCUUUUCCAUUUUUCUACUACUUAUUAUUAGCAUACAUUUAUUCAUCAUCAUUAUACAUUUCUGACAAAUUUUUGUACUGUGCACAAUAUUGCAAUCUAGACAAAUAUUUUCAAUGCAUUACCAUUUUUGGAUUUUUGAACUAUCAACUAAAUGCAGAUUUGUUUUAUUCAUAAUCACUAUAUUUUUUGUUCCAUAUUUUCUACAUCGUAAUGUAUGUUUGUGAAUUGUGGAAUAAAUCAAUAGCAUGGGAUAAU
Messenger RNA from Styela clava, 6629 nucleotides. RefSeq names its product small G protein signaling modulator 2-like. Lineage: Eukaryota; Metazoa; Chordata; Ascidiacea; Stolidobranchia; Styelidae. The record is from RefSeq and is a predicted model, not a curated record. Gene Ontology annotation, molecular function: GTPase activator activity. Gene Ontology annotation, biological process: activation of GTPase activity.